This is a messenger RNA of Lycium ferocissimum, 4970 nucleotides long. RefSeq lists its product as uncharacterized. The transcript has 6 exons. The record is from RefSeq and is a predicted model, not a curated record. Gene Ontology annotation, biological process: cortical microtubule organization. Gene Ontology annotation, cellular component: cortical microtubule. The coding region runs from base 1241 to 4612 and encodes 1123 amino acids. NCBI's taxonomy places the organism in Eukaryota, Viridiplantae, Streptophyta, Magnoliopsida, Solanales, Solanaceae.
CUGUAAACUCCAUAACCUUCAACUACACAAAACAAAAAACAAAACAAAAAUCUGUUUAGCUGCUAAUAUCAUUGAAUUAGUAUUGGAAUGGAAUAUUAUCUAACUGUAAUUAUAUCCAAAUUAAAGAAAAGAAAAAAAGAAAGGGAAGUAUCAAGAUAGCAGAAAGAAAGAAAGAGAGAGAGAGAGAAAAGGGAAAGUUUGCUGUUGCUGAGAAGGAAAGAAGCAAAACAGUAAAUUUACUAUUCAAACCCUAAAACCAAAAGGCUGUUUAUUCCACUUCUCAUUCAUCAUUAUCACCAUCAAUUGCUUCUGUUUUUGCUGUUACUGCAAAAAUUCAGUGUUGGUACUUUUGUGGGGUGUUUAUUUUCUAUUGGGAAAAUGGUUUCUUAGGGUUUACUUCUCUUUUGAUCCACUACAACUCAUUUGCAUUCUUGGAAAAAUGCUUUUUUGGGUUCACUUGUGUUUUGUUUCAUAACCCAUCUUUGCAUUUUGCUGAUCUAUACAAAUUCUUGUAGAUCCAGCUUUGGGUUUCUACUGUUUCUUGAUCUUUUUCUUCUUUCAAGCUCAGAUUUUUUCUUCAAGUUUCAAGCUUUUUGUUGUUAAGCUGAGCAUUUGGAGUAGUGGGGUUUGAGUGCUUUUUUUCUGUUAAUGCUAAUUUCAGUUUUGAUGAGACUGUAAGCUCAAGGGGGACUGUUAAUUGACUUGCUUUUGUAUAAUUUGUGAUUGGGUUAAGGUUCUUGAGGUGCUAGUUGUGGAAUUGAGCAUUUAUUUAUUCCUUUUUUGUGUGUGUGGAAUUCCUGCUUGAUUUUGUUGUAUCUGAGCUUAUAGUGAUUGGGCAUUUGGAGCUGAACUCUUGGUUUUGUUGCCAAGAUUCUUGAUAGAGUUGACUGAGUGGCUAAAAGUUCAGUUUUGGCCUUAGGUUUUGGAAUUGAAAUCAGUUUUGGCCUUGGGCUCAGACAAAAAGGUGCAAGGUGGCAAGGACUAUUGUUUUUGUCUUCAUGUUCCAGGGAUCAAGCAAGUGUCAAUUGUAUGCAAUGGAGGUAGUUUGAAGUAAUUUGAGUUCCUACUAAACUUUUGAGUCAGCUUUUCGAUUCCCAAGUGAAAGUUGAGAGGGUUUAGUUGAAGUGGUUGAAGUAUUGCUCGUUUUUUGUUCAUGGGGGACAUACUAUGCUAUUUUAGUUUGGGAUUCCUGGGGGAAGUUUGACUUAUUAGUAUUGAGUAAGCUGACGGGGACACUGUGAUGCCUCCUUCACCGGCUAUCAGAUGUUCUCCUGGAAGGGAGCUCAAGACAGAAAAUCACAAGAGAGGGCGCAGUCUUGAAAGUGGGAUUCAUUUGAAGGAGAAGGAUGAUGAUCUUGCUCUGUUUAAUGAGGUGCAAACCAGUGAAAAAGAUAAUUUCUUGCUUCAACCAAAUGAUGACUUUGAAGACUUAUUUUCGACUAAAUUGAGGUAUUUUUCGGAUUAUAAGCUCGGAAUAUCAAUUCCAGCUCGAGGAGAGAGUAGUGACCUGCUUAAUGCGGAGGGCGAUAAGAAUGACUAUGACUGGUUAUUGACCCCUCCGGAGACUCCUCUUUUUCCUUCAUUGGAUGACGAGAGGCAUGAGACACGCCGGACUAAUCAUGAGCAGAGGGGCCGGCCUAGAAGCCAACCCAUUUCAAUCUCUAGAUCAUCAACGAUGGACAAGAGUUACAGAAGUAGUAGAGGUAGCCCCAGUCCGAAUCGCCUUAGCCCAUCUCCUAGGUCUAGCUAUACUGCUGAUCAAUCAAGAGGGAGACCAUCUUCAGCACCUCAUUCAAGUCCACCGCCUAAUUUGAGGCAUUCUACUCCGACAAGGAAACCGUCUCCCUCACCUCAUUCAAGUCCACCGCCUAAUUUGAGGCAUUCUACUCCGACAAGGAAACUGUCUCCCUCACCUAAUAAAUACUCAACACCUCCUCCAAGAUCCUCUACACCAACUCCUCGGAGGAUGAGCACGGGCUCUAGUGGUACCGCAGCUCCAUCGCGAGUGAGGGGCACCUCUCCUAUUAAGACAAGUAGAGGAAACUCUUCAUCACCAAAGAUUAGGGCGUGGCAGUCAAAUAUUCCAGGAUUUUCCUUGGAGGCACCUCCCAAUCUUCGUACUUCACUGGGUGAUCGCCCUGCUUCUUAUGUGAGAGGGUCUUCUCCUGCAUCCAGAAGACAAUCAAUGUCCCCGACUGCUUCUCGAAGUGUCAGUUCAUCGCAUAGUCAUGAUCGUGACCAUUUUAGCUCUCACAGUAGAGGUUCAGUUGCAUCGUCUGGUGAUGACGACAUAGACUCUCUACAAUCCAUUCCUGUGAGCUGUCCAGAUCGUUCAGGUCCAAGAAGUAUCAGUGGGUUCCAAAAUAAGAAAGCUCUUGGCCUUUCAAAGAAGCCAACAAGAGUAGUAUCCUCAAGUUCUGCUCCAAAGAGAUCCUUUGACAUGGCAAUCCGGCAAAUGGAUCAGAGAAAAGCUCCCCAGAAUAUGUUCAGGCCUCUCUUAUCAAGUGUGCCCAGUUCAACCUUCUACGCUGGAAAAGCCAGCACCCCACAUCAUUCUGUAAUUUCCAGGAACUCCUCUAUCACGACUAGCAGUAAUGCUAGCUCUGAUCAAGCUACAGUUGGACUACACGACAAUGAAGGAAGUGAGCAAAACCAGGAUGAUAUAAGUAAUGAUCAAGUAAAGACGACAUAUGCUGAUUUACAGGAUGAAAUUUUUGUCCUUGAUAAGGCUGAUGCUACAGAUGAAGAUCUCGGGAAACAAACCUAUGAUAGAGUCUCUUUCAGUCCACUUGGUGAACCUGAUGGUCACCUGAGGCUUGAUUCUCAAAUUGAUGCCUCUGAAAUUUGCAGUCCACAUGAUGAAACGAAAGCAGAUUUGGAGGUCUUGAACUCUAAUGCAAGUGUGACACAUAUAAAUGCUCUAGAAGAUGCUGUACUGUGUUCUAGAUGUGGUCAGUGGUACUUUGACACUGAAUCAAUUGAUGGAGACCUGAAGCUUUGUCCAGAUUGUGGACAUUCAGAAGUACAAUUGCGUGCUACUCUCCCAUUGAGUUCGAUAGUUGGUGAGAAUUCUCCUGAAACAAUGACAGAAAUCCUAGAAAACAGACCAGCUGAUGGUUCCGAGCCAGCUGGGAAUUCAUAUGAUUCCUCAGAAGCAACUGGCGGGAACAACUUAGGGGAUUGUCAUCAUAGAUUGAGUCCUGAUGAGAGUGAGAAGGCUUAUGUGAAGCCAAAUGUAGAUGAAGCAAUGGCUCAAUCACCCAAUGCUGAGAAACCGGAAGGUGCAGGUAUUUCAGUGCUGCUGAAUAGAUCAAGUAGUGGGAAGGGGAACAUUGUUCGGAAGCGGACACUUUCUGCCACUAGUAUAAAUUAUGAUGAUUUAUCAUAUGUAAGAGAUGCAGUGAACUGCUUGAGAAGCUCCACUGGGUAUGGCAGUACAUCGGCUUCAUCAUCUAUUGACUUGGGCUCCACUGGUCAUACAGAGACUCGCUUCCAGCGACAAUUAAGUGGAAGGAAACUUGACUUGGAAAAUUAUCGGAAUCAGACUGAUAGAAAGCUCCAAAGCUCCACCUCAUCACUAUCUGGAACUUCAAGUCAUGCAGUACAAACUUUAAGCAUCGCUACAAGUUCCCUUGAAGAGUCCUCCGACACGUCUGGUUCUGCCCACUUGCAAAAGAAUGUUGGGGUAGCAUAUGUUGAUCGAGAAGAACAACUGCUGCAUGGGGCAAGUACAAAAGUGGACAACUUAUGCACUCAUGCUGAGAGUGAUAAUGUGGAUCACACAGGAUCUGUGCCAUCAAUUGCGAAUUUUGAGGAGUCCAGUUCAUAUAUUAAUUGUGAAAACUUGGCAAAGAACUCAGACAAUUCUGUGAAUGUGGAGCCUUGCGAUUUGAUUUCUGAAACUCAUCCUAUUGGGGAAGAUGUGUCAAAUUCUUCCGUUGAUAAAGUGGAGACUGUGGCUUCUUUGAAUCAGAGCUCACUAGAUGCAAUAUCUGAGCUGGAAAUUGAGAAUGGUCAUGUGGGUUCUCCUGAUUCGCAAUCUGAUGUUUGCUCCUUGCACUCGGAGAGCAGCAUAGAUGAAUUGAAUGAGCAGUCCUUGCAUGCAGCGUCUGGUGAUGGCGAUGAAAUAGUAACAACUGUUGAAAAAGCUGAUUCCAUGGAUCAUAAGGACACCAUUGUCGAAUCAACUGUUACAAUGGAGGGGCAAGGUGGAAACAAGGCAAGAAGUUUGACCCUAGAAGAAGCUACUGAUACAAUACUGUUUUGUAGCUCCAUUGUACACGACCUUGCAUAUCGAGCUGCAAAUAUAGCUAUUGAAAAAGAGAAUUCAGUCCUGUUGGAAGAUUCGCGGCCCACGGUGACUAUAGUGGGCAAAGCGAAUUCUGAUAGAAGGGAUCCGCGUGGUAGAAUCUCAGGUAGACGUAAUUCUAAGUCUUCUCAAAAGGCUAGGCAGAAGAUGGAGACGGACGCAAAACCUCCUCAAAAUGACACCAACACCGAAAGUGAUGAAAAAACAGACAAAUCCACAACUCGCAUUGUUGGAGCUCCUAUUAAAGGUGAUAGCUUGAAUCCUCCAAAGCUUGAAUCCAAGUGCAACUGCACCAUAAUGUGAGUACUCUUGACAGUUCAUGAAGGGCUAUUUGGUCAUCAGCAAUUCCUUUUUUGGUUUGGUUUUGAAUUAUUUGUAAGAUGAAAUAUAUUUCUAAUAACAUAAUCAUUGUAAAGCUUAAUUGAUUGUUAGGGAGAUAAUAGCAGAAGGCAUUGGAUGUUGAUUCCAAUGGCCAUAUUCUUGUUAGUCAUUUGUAUGUGAUUGUAGUUUUUCCACUGGAGAGCAAGUGUGUAUUCUUUUUCCUUUCUGGUGCUAGAGGAAAUUCUAAAUUCAGAACCAUUCCAUUUGGGUUCAUCAUAUUUUUGCUGCUGAUAAAAAGUUUAUUUAGCUACGGGGCUAGAAAUCUUAUUUUAUUACUUAA